GCUUGUUCCCUUUGCUGUGUGGGAAUAGCUAUCCUGGUUAUAAACACUUUUAUACCAGUGUAACUAUGCCCUCAUUAGGGAAGUUGUACAACUGCAUCUGUACUGGCAUUGUCCUGAUCACUGGUGGCAUCAAUGGGGUUAAAGUAGUAAGACCCGCAUCUGAAAUCUUUCUCAGUUACUUCUUGAGGAGCGCUGCAGCAGCUGGGGUCAGAAUGCAGCCACCCAGACCUAAGCUUACGGAGCUGACUCCCUGGGUCUCUCUGUGACCUUUCUAGGCUUUGAUGCUAUGCUCUUCGCUGCAGUAGGUGAGCACAUGAAGCCCCAGCUGGGAGUGACUGCAUAGAGAAGGUGCUGGCAGUCUGGAGACACUGUGGCUCCCACACACACUUAGCUCUGUUUCACUUUGUUUCAGCAUCCAUCUCCUAUCUGCCAAGGUCUGCGCUGGCAAAGGCAGGAUUAGAGAGGUCUGAGGAAGGAGGCAGCCAUGACCAGCUCCCCUGUCUCCAGGGUCGUUUACAAUGGCAAGAGGAACAGCAGCCCUCGCUCCCCAAGCAACAGCAGUGAGAUUUUCACCCCUGCUCACGAGGAGAAUGUGCGCUUCAUUUAUGAAGCCUGGCAGUGUGUGGAGCGAGACCUUCGCAACCAGAUGUCGGGCAGUGAGAGGGGCCUGGUGGAAGAGUAUGUGGAGAAGAUACCAAACCCCAGCCUAAAGGCAUUUAAACCUGUUGACUUGAGCGAUCUGAAGAGGAGAAACACACAGGAUGCUAAGAAAUCCUAAGGCAGGUUCUGCCUGCUGAUUGGCUGGUGUCCUGAGGUCCUCAAGCAAAUUUAAUUUGAAGAUUUUGUGUUGAUUUCCUCCUCUGGUGUGUGUUCUGCCCGUGGAAGAGCUGGGCGGCUUUGGGGCUGGCUCUGAAGCUACCCAAGUUUGAACUCCAUUGCGGAUGCCUAGAGCGUGUUGUACUGGAUUCCUGCCCCUUCCCUGCAGCCUCGCCCUUGGGCUGCCUUUCUCUACUGCGUGUUGGGCCCACAAAGUCAUCUUACUCUUCCUCCCAGCUCUGUCCCCAGUCGGCCUUGGGCUGCUCGAUUGGCUGCCGAGUGGUUGGUGUGGUCCCUGGGGCUCUGUUGCUAGGGAGGACAGAGCUGAGUGGCUGCGUUUGGGCCAGUGGAGGCCAUGCCUAGUUCACCCCUUCCCCAGGUAUCGAGGAGCAGCUCUUGCUGCGGACAGGCUGAGAGGAGACAGUGGGGCACGUUCAGAGGCUGGAGGAGGAGCAUGCAUUGUUGGUCCCUGCUUUGUGCCCCAUGACCAUGGCGACUCAGUGCCAGCAGGCUUGCAGGCCUUCCCCACAGCCGUGCUGCUGGGCAGGUGACCCUUCCCCCUCCCCUUGCUUGUCAAGUUGGUGGGGUUAGUUUGCAGCUGAGCCCCUAGCAAUUGGUUGCUAACAGCUUCUGGGCUUGUGGGACUCCAAGAUAUUGUCCAUAUUAAAGCGCUGACUGGCUCUCUUCCCCAUAACAGGGCUGGGGCAGGUCCCAUGGCUCGGGGGGCAGAGCUGCUUCCUGCGAGGCCUUGCCCUGCUGGAGCUAGGAGGGGUGCCCCCUUGGCCCUGAGCCCCAGAGACCAAGGUGCAUUUACAGCUGGAGUCGUGGACUAUUCUCCGCUCCCUGCCAGGUGCCCUGGCAGCCCCUUCCAGGCAGGAAGGGUGGGGUGGGGCAGCAUUUGCUGAGGGAGGCUUGACUGUGGGAAGUUGUUUCUAUCUGCGUCCUUGCCUGGGCGACAUCUCCCAACGUUAAUACUAGAGGGAUUCCCCAGCCCUCCUGCCCCCUUCCUGCCCCCCUCCCUCCAGCUGUCUGGGCCCUCCGUGCAGUAACCCCCUUCCUGGCCAGGCCUGUUCUGUGGGGUGGGCCUGGAGGGGGGAGGUCGUUACACAGCCCCUAGUGGAGCCCAGCUCACUUCCUAAGCUCGGGCAGUUUACAGCAGGCUGCUGCUGCAGUGCCAGGCUGAAUGCCCUCUCCCCACCCCCGGGCUCGGAAAGCACUUCGGAAGAUGGCCCUCUUGGGACCCUAGUACCUGACAAGGCUGGGAGGUCUCAGCAUGACCCCACUCUGAGUGGUUCUGCCAUCACUGUUGCCCUGUGAAGCACAACCCCACCAGUCGAGCGGCUGCCACCAGCACUGCAGGAGCAUUGUGGUCCCAGAGAGCAGCCCCCUGCGUGGUGCUCGCAGGGAGGGGAGCUGCCAAGUGCUCUGCCCAGCUCAGAUGGUGGCAGGCACUGGCAGCCAGGCACUGCAGGGCUAAGAGCAGUGCAGGCAGGAUUUGUGGUCACUGUUACCUUCCCUUUGUUGUUAAGUCAAUGACCUAUGUUGUUCUUUCGCUCUGUCUGUCACUUGAGGAGUGUUGUAAAUAAACUGGUUAGUCCUUUUGA
Messenger RNA from Trachemys scripta elegans, 2420 nucleotides. It is a transcript of the gene MCRIP1, whose product is annotated as MAPK regulated corepressor interacting protein 1. Bases 485 to 778 code for a protein of 97 amino acids. NCBI's taxonomy places the organism in Eukaryota, Metazoa, Chordata, Testudines, Emydidae. The transcript has 4 exons. The record is from RefSeq and is a predicted model, not a curated record.